Messenger RNA from Baudoinia panamericana UAMH 10762, 645 nucleotides. RefSeq lists its product as uncharacterized. The record is from RefSeq and is a predicted model, not a curated record. The coding region runs from base 1 to 645 and encodes 214 amino acids. The transcript has a single exon. Lineage: Eukaryota; Fungi; Ascomycota; Dothideomycetes; Mycosphaerellales; Teratosphaeriaceae.
AUGGCAGGCACGAGGGUUCGUUCAACCAAGGUCAGCGUAAGUGACGGUAGACAUUCCAUCCCAAUUGACACAAACGCUAACACUCCGCUUCUAGAAUACGGAAAAGGGUUUGGUGACUCCACCGGCACCUCCUACGGUGGCGGAGGUGCAGGGUACGGGGAUUUCUCAGGCGCCGCACAACACGCGGCGCAGCACGCUGGUGACUCCGGCGACCAGAGCAUGUUCAGUAACGUCCUCGGCAUGAUGCAGGGUAAGCACCAACAGUUUGCCAACGAUGACAUCGACGAGCAGCACAUGGUGCAGCAACAUCAACAGUUCUAUGGUGGUGGAGGCGGUGGACAACAAGCUUCACCCAACAGCAUGGGCUCUGCGGCAGCGAUGCAGGCGCUGAAAAUGUUCGGCCAAGGUGGAAGCUCCGGUGGCGGAACCAGCCAGAAUGCGUUCGUCGGCAUGGCCAUGGGUCAGGCGGCUAAACUGUUCGAUCAACAGAGCGCUCAGGGCAAUGUCGCUGGUGGAUCGAAGCAGGAUGCUGUCCAGUCGGCUGCACAGAUGGCCAUAAAGAUGUUUAUGAAGUCCCAAAUGGGCGGUGGUGGUGGGUCAUCCGGCGCAGGCGGCUUGAUGUCGCUGGCCAGCAAGUUCCUAUAA